AUGUCACUGGAAGUAUGCAACGUGAAGCGGCCUGUGCAAACAGGCGAUCUGAUACUGUCUCUGAGGGGCGAUGUUACGGGAAAACGAGAGCGCGCAGCAUUAGAGGAUCUUAAGACGCGCAUGUUGCAAGAGUUCAGCGACAACUCAACGUCGCUUUUCUACUGGGACGAGGCCUGCAUGCUCUCCUUGGUCGCCACAGAAGCCGAAUACGAAAGGCUUGUCUAUGCUUUCUCCAUUGCCAUCACAGAGGGCGUUUCGGACAAUCGGCCGGUAAAUCUGGACUUACUGGGAUGUUUUGCCAGAUGUCUUCGUCAGAGCAAGCACGAGAUCCCGUGUGAGCGGGCAAGAUACGGAUCUCUACUUGGUGCACUCAACACGCAUCUCACCAAUGACAUCCACUCUAACAAUCCCCAUGCCAUCUAUCAUUUACUCCUUGCUGUCAGCACCGUACUUGAUGCUAUGGUGGAGAUUAAGUUCUCCGAAAUCGAUCGAAAAUCACUGCAUUCACCGCUCAAGAAGACGCUGGAUAGUUUGACUGGGAGUCCAGAACCACGGAUAUCUCAGGCUGCAAAGUAUGCAUCUCAAGCCUUGGCUCGUGUUCCGGAUAAUGAAGGUCCAUGGGAGGAGUUUUUCCGUGUCAGUGGCGAUUCAAUCCAAGCCAUUGCGGAGAUAAGUGGCGGAAUAGCCAAGUUUGAUCCUUCGCGGAUUCUCGAUGCCGGCCCAAGACUGGUCAAGCUUCUUUCUUUCUUUGCUGAUGCUGUGAAAGCUGGUAAAGAAAUUUGGGAUACCUGUGAAGAUCUGAAGCUGGUAUCCAAGGCAAUUCAAGAUGUAUCGGAGCGGAAGGGUUGGUACGAUGCCCUGCGACACACUGAAGCACUCAUCCUUUCGGGGGCAUUGUCUGGUCUCAGGAAGAUCUUGCCUACCUUGAGCCCGAGAUGCCUUAGCAAAGGCUCAUUUUGGUGCGGGAUGUUUUCCCAACUCGAACGGCAGUGGAUAUCGCAGACAGAGCAGCGCGGGAAUAUUGAAGAGUUAAUUGAAUGGACUUUGAACGAAAAAUCUCUACGAGACUAUUGGGAGAAAAGCCACUCAUUCCGAUGUUGGAUCACACUUGUUGGAGACUCACUUCAUCAUCCCGAGUGGAAAGACAUCGCGCGAAAAAGAAAGCAUCGCUUCUCUUCCAUUCUCCGCGAAAAGACUGUCGAUCCCAAGCUUAGAUCAGCUUCCCUUCAAGGUCAGCUAGAAGCCGGUUUGGCUGAUUCGCGACUGCUUCGGAAAGCAAUGGAAUUUAGUGAACGUGCACGCUUGUUUUAUGCGGAUGCUGUUCUUGCUCGGUAUUAUACCGCUGGCAGCCCAUCGUUACUUCACAUCAAGCGUCUUUCGGGCGAUGAUAUACCGAUCGAGACAUGCUAUGUGAAUUUAUCUCUUGUGGAGCAGCAGAGUGAAAGAAGCAAGGACGGAGAAAUUGCAUCAUCUCUCCAGGCCCGAUUGAAAGCCGAAGCGCCAAAUGCUGCAAAAGAGAUAUCUUUGCGGGGGCUAUUCAAAUCUAGAGAGCUUCGAAAUAAGCAAUUUAGAAAGCCGACCCGUAUAUUGAUUCGUGGACGUGCCGGUGUGGGCAAAACAACACUGUGCAAAAAGAUUGUGCAUGACUUUCUUCACAGUCAGUUGUGGGAGUCCGACUAUGAUAGAAUUGUUUGGCUCCCAUUACGCAAGAUGAGGGAAUGUGGAACGUUGGAGCACUUCUUGGACACUGCAAUCUUCACAAAAGUCCCAGAUGGUAGGGGUUUGUUUAAUACACUCAAGGACACCUUGAACAGCACCCCUAGUACCCGAACAUUGUUUCUUCUUGAUGGGCUUGAUGAGAUUGUUGGCGACCAACGCCCGGGCGGGAGUCUCAUUGAGAGUAUUUCAGAUCUCUUAAAUCGCAAGCAUGUUAUUAUCACAUCUCGACCACAUGCGGGAUUUCCUCCAGGUCUUGAUCUGUACGACUUGGAGAUCGAGACGGUGGGAUUUCACGAUCAAGAGAUCAAAUCCUACGUGGAGAAUGCUGUUCCAGACCUGUCUCAACAACAACAGAUUAUGGAUUUCAUCAAUGGACAUUGGGCUGUGAAAGGUCUGAUGCGAAUUCCAAUUCAGAUUGAUGCGCUUUGCUUUACUUGGAGCAGAGAUGGAUUUGAUGAGAGGCAGCCGACAACAAUGACGUCUUUGUAUUCCAAAAUCGAGACCAAGCUCUGGGGCAAAGAUAUGGUUCGAAUGGGAGUGAGGCAAAAGGAUGGUCAGACCAUGAGCGAAUACACGGCUGCAGAAUACAGAACCCAACGACAAAUCUACGAUCUGAUGGAGAAACCAGUUCAGCUUGUCAGACAAAUGGCCUUCUUUGGCAUGUACCACGGGGUUACAGAGUUCACAUCGACAAUGCGUGCUCAUAUCCAUGAUGCAGUUACAGGAACGACGGACAGGGACUUGGCCAACAUUUCCUUUCUGCGCAGUUCAGACUCUUCACUUGGAUACAGAGAACAAGACUAUUAUUUCCUACAUUUGACGUUCCAAGAAUACUUUGCGGCACAACACUUUGCAGAACAUUGGAAAAGUGGUGGCAGAGUACCAGUCUUGAAUCUGAAAUCAUCAAAGAGCUUAUACAUAUCAGCCGCUGACUUCUUGGCUCAAGAGAAAUACAACGGCCGGUACAAUAUCAUGUGGCGAUUUGUCACGGGCAUCCUAGACGCUGAAGAUCUCGAUGAAGGAAACUCAUUAGUUUCAUUUCUUAACCAGAUGACAGCAAGUUCGGUCGAUCUGUUUGGCCCUCCUCAUUUCCGUAUUCUGGCACACUGCUUCAGCGAGAUCAGAGAUAUCAAAAGCAAAAGUAGGUUAACGUCUGUUUGGGAUUCAACACAAAGUCAGCUUUUGCAAAUUUUCUUCUACGGCCGAGUUUUUGAUUCGGCCCCUGUUUCCGUUGUCGUAUUUGAUUUCGCAUUUGAUUUAGAAUUCCCCGAGGCAAUAUUUUCAUCAAUUCUUGAGAAGGGAAACAGAGACGACAAAGAACUCGCAAUUCGGGCAAUUUCUCGUCGUGAACUGCUGACAACUGAUCUUCUCGAUCUCAUCUUGCACCUCUUCAGAUCUGAGAAAGACGAAGAUCUUAGAAGAAAACUUGGCCAAGCUAUUUUGGCACGCCAUAAUUCCUCGCCAGCAAGCAUCGUCGAGCUUCUUUGUUCCCCCGUGCCGGAUGGUCUUGGCUCAGGGGAAUACUUUCUUGAAGGUGCACCGAUAUAUUUUGACUAUUGGAGUUAUCUACCUAUUCAAACUCUGGAACUCGUGUUUUCAGAUAAUUCUUCCUGGAGUGCCAUGAAUGCAUACGUGCUUCAGCUGCAAGCUAAGCUCCCUACUAGCAUUCUUCAGGAGCUAGAGUCAAGACUUGAUAGUGAAUCUGCUGAAACCCGGACCCGCGCUAUUAAUUCAUUGCCAGGCUGGCUAUUGUCGGAAAAAUCUAUUUGGAGCCAUGUUAUAACGGGCAUAGGUGAUUCAAACAAGGAUGUGAGACUAGCAAGCCUUCAAGCUCUUUGCCGAAAGCCUGAAUUGUCACUUGAUGUCAAGAUCCUUCGCAUGAUCGCCAAAAGGCUGAGAAGCAUGUCGCAAGAUGAAAUUCAAUCUGCGAUCAUGAUCUUCAAGUUGGAGACUCAAAAGCCCCUGCCAGUGGAUGUUGUUGAAAGACUUUGGAUAGUCCUAGGAUCGGGUCUCCCAGUCGUUUAUGGAAUGUAUGGACGUGCAUUUGAGAUUCUACUAUCUCACGACGCUUUCUCUGAGGAUGAAUGUCUAAUGAACUUCAAUAAAUGCGUUUCUAAAGACAUAUUUUCAAUUGCUGUGACAGCCUGCUGCCUUGAACUUGAUAUUCCUCUCCCGGAAUUUAUUUGCGAUCACUGCAUUCAGAUUAUUGAGAAUUUCGAUUCCGAUACAGGAAGCAAAAUACAACAUCGUGCGAAGGAAGUCUUCUCUCGUCGUUUAUUGCCGGCCGAAAUUCAGAUGAAGUUAUGGAAAAUCUACGACACAUGCUCACCUGAAGGCAAGGUCUUUAUAGCCGAGAAUAUCAUCGGCUUGCAAGAAAAUAUCCCGGAGAGUAUUGUGGCAGAUCUCCUCUCACGUUUUCAUAUGGCCGACGAGAAGGAUAGGGAGAUUUACCUUCGGGCAGUGCGCAAAUUUCGUCCCUUACCAGUGGAAAUUUUCGAGUAUGCGACUCAAUUUGCGUUGAAUCAUGUGGGAAAUAUUCCAGAUGCUUGUUUGGAACUACUACUGGGUUACAAAAAUCUGCCAAUCGAGAUAUUAGGAUCCGUGAUUGUCGACCUGCUCACUAAUUCUACUUCAAGACAGUUCAGAUCUCUCAUUUGGGAUAUUAUCACGCUUAUGAAGCACAAUGCUGGCUUUGAAUCCGUUUUGUCUCGUUUUACACCGGACCAGUGGGUGGCAUUUCUCAUGGUUCUUCUUAGAUUAAGUUUGUCAAGUUUCAUGGGGGGUGCAAUUUGCUUUGUGCGUGACGGACUUCUUCACAUCAGCAUAGAAGGGCAUCGGUGCCAGGUUAGCCUUGAAGCAUCGGAAACACUUCAGAACCUGAAGACUGCCCUCGAUACUGUGCAGCAAAAGAUUUAUGCCAAGUGUGGUCAAACGUACGCAGAGCUAGGAUUUCCGGUCGAUGAGAACGACUUAUGGAGUGCGAGGAUAUGA
Messenger RNA from Penicillium manginii, 4710 nucleotides. Its product is annotated as NACHT domain-containing protein. The record is from RefSeq and is a predicted model, not a curated record. Bases 1 to 4710 code for a protein of 1569 amino acids. The transcript has a single exon. NCBI's taxonomy places the organism in Eukaryota, Fungi, Ascomycota, Eurotiomycetes, Eurotiales, Aspergillaceae.